This is a messenger RNA of Jaculus jaculus (lesser Egyptian jerboa), 948 nucleotides long. RefSeq names its product olfactory receptor 5B12-like. The record is from RefSeq and is a predicted model, not a curated record. Gene Ontology annotation, cellular component: membrane. Gene Ontology annotation, biological process: G protein-coupled receptor signaling pathway; sensory perception of smell. Gene Ontology annotation, molecular function: olfactory receptor activity; G protein-coupled receptor activity; odorant binding. The transcript has a single exon. The coding region runs from base 1 to 948 and encodes 315 amino acids. Lineage: Eukaryota; Metazoa; Chordata; Mammalia; Rodentia; Dipodidae.
AUGAUGCUGUUGGAGAAUAUUUCAGAGACAAGUGAAUUUAUUCUUGUGGGUUUAACGGACACCCCCGAGCUGCAAGUCCCUUUAUUUAUAAUCUUUGCUCUCAUUUACAUCAUCACUCUGGUUGGGAACCUUGGGAUGAUCACAUUGAUUCUGCUGGACUCUCGGCUCCACAUUCCCAUGUACUUCUUCCUGAGUCACCUCUCCCUGGUGGACUGUGUUUAUGCCUCUGCUGUCACUCCUAAGGUGGUGGUGGGGUUUCUCACAGGGGACAAGGUCAUUUCCUACAACGCAUGUGCUGCCCAGAUGUUCUUCUUUGCGGCCUUUGCCACUAUUGAAAGUUUCCUCCUGGCCUCCAUGGCCUUUGACCGCCAUGCAGCAGUGUGUAAGCCCCUGCAUUACACCACCACCAUGACAAGCACCACGUGUGUGCUACUUGUUGCUGGAUCCUACAUGUGUGGACUCCUGCAAUCUUCUAUCCAUGUUGUCUUCACUUUCCAUCUCUCCUUCUGUCAUUCUAAUAUGAUUAAUCACUUUUUCUGUGACAUUCCCCCACUUCUGGCUCUGUCUUGUUCUGAUAUCUACACAAAUGAGAUUGUGCUGUUCACACUGGCAUCAUUCAAUGUUGCCUCUACACUCUUGGUUAUCUUGAACUCCUACCUGCUUAUUUUCAUUGCUAUCCUGAAGAUGAGUUCAGCUGAGGGCAGGAAGAAGGCCUUCUCUACCUGUGCUUCUCACCUCACUGCAGUCUCCAUUUUCUAUGGAACAAUCAUCUUCAUGUACCUCCAACCCAGCUCCAGUCACUCCAUGGACACUGACAAGGUGGCUUCUGUGUUCUACACCAUGGUCAUCCCCAUGCUGAAUCCUCUGGUCUACAGCCUGAGGAACAAGGAAGUCAAAAGUACAUUUCAGAAAGUUGUUGGAAAAACAGUCUUAACUAGGAUUGGAUGA